Cladophialophora psammophila CBS 110553 is the source of this 1224-nucleotide messenger RNA. RefSeq lists its product as uncharacterized. The record is from RefSeq and is a predicted model, not a curated record. The transcript has 2 exons. NCBI's taxonomy places the organism in Eukaryota, Fungi, Ascomycota, Eurotiomycetes, Chaetothyriales, Herpotrichiellaceae. Bases 1 to 1224 code for a protein of 407 amino acids.
AUGUCAACUGAUACAAGUGCGACCGACUCGGUCAUCACAACUGUUAUCGGCACAACCUCGACCAGCCUUACAACCUCCUUCUCUACCACUGUCACUGUCACAGGACCAUCCUCAACGCCUGAUACCUCAGCAUCCGACACGUCCUCCCCGAGUACAAUCACCUCGUCCAUCUCAAUUCCCCCUUCGACAACAGUGGUCACUGCCUCCACCACUCCCGUCGACACCAAUCCCAGCGUCGUUGCUGUCACCGAAACCAUUACUCAAACACCUGCGUCGUCCUCAGGAGUCACCCAAAGUCCUUCCGUUGUUGUCGUCACGUCCACUCUCUCUCCAGACACUCCAACCUCAAACACUGCCACAACCUCAGUGACGCUCACCUCUUCUAACACAUCCCCCACGCCAUCAGCAUUAAGUGCCUCAGGCUCCGGGUCCGGUUCCUCUAGCGGUCUCAGCUCAGGCGCAAAGAUUGCAAUAGCUGUUAUCAUACCGAUAGUCGUCAUUGCUGCAGCAUUUUUGGUUGGAUUCUUCUGCUGGAGGAAGAGAAAGGCCAGGAAGAAUGCGGAGGAACUCCGCAAGAGCGAGAUGGCCGAAUAUGGGUUUAACCCUAACAGCGACCCAACACUGGGAGUGGCCACAGCUACAUACACAGACAACCAAUCUGAAGGGCAAGAUGACAACAGUGGAUAUCGUGGAUGGGGAGCAACAUCAUCCAACAGGAAAGCAUCUACUACACUAGGUUCCAACGGCCGAGCCGCUGGUGGUCCCGCCCUGUCAGAGAGCAGCAGUCAACCCGGAGGUCAUGCUACGCAGGCUUCGCCCAAUGCGACGUCCGACCAAUACUCUGCAGACCCCCUGAUGAAUGGUCACCCUGAGGGUGGAGAUGGUGUCGCAGCACUGGGGACUGUAGGGGGACUCAACAGGCAUCGCAGUGGUACGGGAGAUAUCCGCCGCGGACCAUCCAACGCCUCUUCAGCAUAUUCUUCGGGCCACCACUCUGAGGCAUCUUCAGAUGCACCUCAAAUGCCUGGCCCAUAUUAUCAGGAAGAAGUCCCUUACAACAUAUACAAUGACGCAAACCCCAGCCAUGGGCCGUAUGGGGACGGAUCGUACGGUGGACCUGGCACACAACCAGUUAUACGUGACAACCAAGCAAGAAGGAGCGCCCGCGUCGAGCGAGCACCAACAUUCCCGCAAGCCCAGGGCGGGAUCUCGCAGAACUUUUAA